CAUGCGGGGUGGAGCUUAUUUCACAGUCAGAGAGUACAAAUCUGGGAACACUGAAUUUAUCACUUCCCUCAGGGUAUUUCCCCCCCCCCCAUCCAAAAGGAUUUGGGGCUUUUCUCAGGCGAAACAGGAGUGUUACCAUGGCUGAAGGACAGACGGACCUGGAAGCCAGAAUCAUCCAGGACAUACACAGUAAAGAGAUUGACUUGGUGAACCGGGACCCAAAGCAUAUUAAUGAAGAUGUGGUUAAGGUGGACUUUGAAGAUGUGAUCGCAGAGCCUGAAGGCACCUACAGCUUUGACGGCGUCUGGAAGGUCAGCUACACUACCUUCACGGUCAGCAAGUAUUGGUGCUACCGCCUGAUCUCCACCCUGCUGGGCGUCCCACUGGCCCUCGUCUGGGGCUUCAUCUUUGCCUGCAUCUCCUUCUGCCACAUCUGGGCAGUGGUGCCCUGCAUCAAGAGCUGCCUGAUUGAGAUGCAAUGCAUCAGCCGCAUCUACUCCCUCUGUGUCCACACCUUCUGCAAUCCCUUGUUUGCUGCCCUUGGCCAAGUCUUCAGCAGCAUCAAAGUGGCCUUGAGAAAGGAGGCCUAGAUUGGCUUGGGGGAGGAGGGGAAAGAUGAAACCUAGACUUGUUGCUCUUUCUGAGACAAGAAUGUGUAGAGAAAGGGGAAAUGAUAUAAUGACAUUUGAGCACACUGGUCCUCAUUCUGUCCCUGUCCCCCACCGUGGGAUCCACAGCCAAGAUGAUGUCCAUUUGCUCAGAGGGCAGCUACUGUAUGAGUCUCAGCACUCAUUUGUACUGUAAUCUUAAGUCUUCACUGUAAUGGCAUGAAACCAGCCUCUUCCCACCUGGGAUCACUGUUUCCUAAAACCCUGCAAACCCCUGCAUUUUAGUGGCAACAUGCAAUUAUGACUGGCAGAUUGGAAUCCAAUAAAGGGUUUUGGCUGCAGG
Molecule: messenger RNA, 951 nt
Organism: Trichosurus vulpecula (common brushtail)
Lineage: Eukaryota; Metazoa; Chordata; Mammalia; Diprotodontia; Phalangeridae
Gene: CAV3
Product: caveolin 3
Exons: 3
Coding region: 138-590 (150 amino acids)
Biological process (GO): regulation of membrane depolarization during cardiac muscle cell action potential; caveola assembly
Cellular component (GO): caveola
Molecular function (GO): connexin binding; transmembrane transporter binding; molecular adaptor activity
Source: RefSeq, a predicted model, not a curated record